Molecule: messenger RNA, 1155 nt
Organism: Fomitopsis serialis
Lineage: Eukaryota; Fungi; Basidiomycota; Agaricomycetes; Polyporales; Fomitopsidaceae
Exons: 4
Coding region: 1-1155 (384 amino acids)
Source: RefSeq, a predicted model, not a curated record
AUGGCCACCGCAAAGUUUGUCGAGCUCAGUGCCCGAUUUUAUCCAACAGAGAAAGAACGUCAAGAUGUCAUCCGGCCAGUUUUAAAUCUAUUGCUCGGUGAAGGCGCCUUGGACGAGAAGCCCUGUUCUACUGGAUCGGUGACAGACAAGCCUGAUGGUGGUCUGGCUGCUAAAUGCGGCUUGUAUACACCGCUAGAUCAGCACUACAGCAGGAUGCUGAAGCUCAUCGUCGAGCUGAAAAAUGGGAUUGGUCUUGGAGACUGUUGCCCUACUGAACAGGCCGAGAAAGCCUACCAGCUAACCUGUAUCGAUUCAAAGCUCGAUGACCUGCGGCACUGUUCAUGCAUGCCCGCCUUCAUCCUCGCCAUUGCCGCGCCUCACAUCUCCGUCUCCGGUGCCAUCUUCGUCCACGGGGUCGCUAUCUCGCAGCGCAUCACGCCCUUGGUCAGCCUCGUCCUGCCUCUCCCGUGUCUCUGUACAACACCGAGCUUCGGGGCCAACGAGUUGGGAUUUGUAACUGCGGGCACCCAACAUUACCGCGACAUGCAGCGUCCUACCAGUCUACCUGGCCGCGACGAGCUCUCUCCCGCGCCGUGCUUCCUGUCGUACGAGGUGAACAACGAUGCCGCUAGUCGCCGGGAUGGGCAAGCAGGGCCGCCUUCCUCGUCUCGACCUCUUCCCAAGGCAAAUGGCGGUGGGGAAAACGGUACUCGAUGCGUCGUCAAGUUCGUGCACCGGUACGGGAAGAAGGCGCACGAAUUCAUGUACGAGCGCGGUGUGGCCGCGCGGCUGAUGUACUGCCAGAAGGAGGCCUCGGUCGGUGGCCUGUUCGUGGUCAUCACGGAGUAUAUUGACGAAGUCGAGAACGCCAAAGCGUCACAAGACGGUAUCACGAAGCUGCGGGAUGCACUCGAGGGACUACGCGAAGCGCAAUUGGUCUUCGGUGAUCUUCGCCGCGUGAAUAUGCUGGUCGACUCGACCGGGCAGCCGCGGCUAAUUGACUUCGACUGGAGCGGACCUGACGGCGACAUGCGCUAUCCUCACGAUUUGAAUCAUGAUAUUCCCUGGCAGGAGGAGGCGCGACCUUGUGGGUUCAUAACGAAGGAGCACUACAUGGUCAUGCUGGAGAAACUGGUGUCGGAGCUUGGGAAGUGA